Molecule: messenger RNA, 1320 nt
Organism: Ficedula albicollis (Collared flycatcher)
Lineage: Eukaryota; Metazoa; Chordata; Aves; Passeriformes; Muscicapidae
Gene: ESPNL
Product: espin-like
Exons: 8
Coding region: 1-1152 (383 amino acids)
Biological process (GO): actin filament bundle assembly
Cellular component (GO): cytoplasm
Molecular function (GO): actin filament binding
Source: RefSeq, a predicted model, not a curated record
AUGCCAGUAACCGAUGCCCAGACAGUGGUGCAGCAGAACCCUCUGCUGAACAUCCCCCACUGCCAGAACCUGUCCUCGGUGCCCUGUGCAAGAUGUCCCCAGCACCUGGCCUGGGGCCAUGACCAGCCUCAGCCAUUCUCCAUUGUCCCCAAGAGCAGGACAAGGCUUGGAGCCAAGUCACCAAGCCACUAUCUCCAGGAACGGCGCCAGUUCCACCCACUGAGCCCAGGGCACGACAGCACCCGACCCCCUCCCUUCAGCAGCCAGCUCAGCCCCCUGCAGCAGGACUCAGAUCCACCCGAGGCUGUCCCCCGAGGAGGGUUCUCCUCCCCGAGGAGGAUGGAGCCCGGCAGGUCGGUGCCGGCGGAGCUGAAGCUCCGCAAGCCCUCGCAGCGGGCCAGGAUCCCGGCGCCCUUCCUCGCCCACGCGGACGGGGCGCCUGGGCCGGCGGGGCCCCCCGGGCCGGACCCCGCGGAGGUAGACGCGGAAUCGCUGGUGCCCACGCACGAUGAGCGGGGCCGGCUCAUCCCCGAGUGGAAGCGGCAGGUGAUGGUGCGGCGGCUGCGGGCCCGGCUGGCGAGCGAGGACCCGGCGGGAGGGCAGGAUGCAGCCUCCUGGAGCUUCUCGGCCUCCCACCAAGCCGUGCUGGGCCCCUUCGGGGAGCUGCUGACCGAGGCAGACCUGCAUCAGUUGGAGAGGGCGGUGGAGAGCCUGCGGCUGCGGCGGCGUGGCGAGGUGUACCAGGGCGAGCUGCGGCGCCUGCCCCCGGGGGGCGGCCCGGCCGAGUACGACAGCCUGUCGCUGGAGCUGUUCAUGCUGGGCUAUUUCCGCAUCUUGGAGCAGGACCUGCCCCCCGAGGAGCGCCGAGGCCGCCACCUGCUCUGUUUCGAGGUGUUCGAGCAGCUGGGCCGGCACGGCUGGCGGGCGGUGCGCGCCUUCCACCGCGCCGUCAUCGACGAGAUCGCGGCCGGGCGGCGCGGCUGGCGCGACGGCUUCGACGACAUCAAGGCGCGGUUCUUCGGGACUCUGCACAGCCCGGCCCGGCGGCCGGGACAGCCCGCGGAGGAGGGGGACGAGAUUUGUCGCUACAUCGAUCGCAGCUUCGCCUUUUGGAAGGAGAAGGAGGCCGAGAUCUUCAGCCUGGAGGAGUGAUGCCGAGGGGCUUCGGAGGCCGCGGGCUGCAAUAAAAACCUUCUCGGUUCUGUCCCAGCUGAGCGAGGCUUUCCGGGGCGGUGAAGAAAGCUGCUAAGCUGGGCGGGCCGCCUCAGCAGCCAGCUCCCCCUGUCCCAGGGGGGGUGUUUCGAGCCCCGGCUGCCGCCG